AUGUUGCAUUACCUGAAUACAAAAGGGGGAAUUAAAAUUAAUGUUUCUACAGUUCCACGACCAUAUUUUAGUAAUCAUUAGAAUGAAUACAUAACUAUUCCAUAGUCAUAGACUAAUAAAAAAGGAGAAUCAAAUUAUCUAACUGGAUUGAGAAGGAAUUCAAAAAUUUUAUUCUUAAAAUGCUUGCCACCUAGGAAGCUAGGGUUUAACUUACUUAAGGUGAUCCUAAUUCAAAUCAAUUUAUUGAAGGAAAGGAAUGCAAAUGCAAUCAUAUUGAAAUCAAGGAUACAGAUUGCAAUUUAGUUGAAAUUUAAUAUAGUUUUGGCUUAUAUUAAUUUGAUGAUCAACCAGGCUGAAAACAUAGAAGAGGAGUAUUAGAAACUUAUUUUGUUAUGGUUCAAAUUGUACAACACAAGAGCAUUUGAAGUGAGGAUUAUAGAAUUUGAUGAAUAUGACUUGUUCGUUUUAAACAUCAGGAAUGAAAUCAUUACUCAAUGGUUUGACAAUAAGGAAUUUCCAUUGACUGCUCAAUCUCAAGUGUCUAAGGCUGGGGAUUUUGACUCAGAUCCAAGUGUUCAUUCUGAAGUGAUGGAAACAGAAACUUUUACUUUAAAUUAAUUAAAACAGUAAUUCAAAUAGAAGAAACAAAAGAAAUAAUACAAAUGA
Paramecium tetraurelia is the source of this 666-nucleotide messenger RNA. RefSeq lists its product as uncharacterized. The record is from RefSeq and is a predicted model, not a curated record. The transcript is spliced from 2 exons. Lineage: Eukaryota; Ciliophora; Oligohymenophorea; Peniculida; Parameciidae.